AUGAUUUUAAAUCAACUAUCUGUUGAAAGAAAUCAAUUAAAUAAAGAAACUUUAUGUAGAAAUUUAGGUUUAACUUUCAAUCAAUUAUAUCAAACUGACCAAAUAUUUCAUAUUAAUGAUUAUGAAUUAGUCAAAAAAUUACACAAAAAAUUAACAAAAGUUUUACAUUCCGAUUGGUCAUUAAAUUCAAUCGAACAAAUUAUUAAUCGAAUUAAUACAAAACAAGAUCUUGAAAAUCUCUUCAAUGCAUUAGAUCCUAUUUAUGAAUAUAAUUUAAAAGAAUUUCAGAAAAAAAUUGAAGGAAAAUGUUUAAUUGAAAUAGAAAUCAAAACAUUUCAAUUUUACAAAAUAAUAAAUUAA
Rotaria socialis is the source of this 360-nucleotide messenger RNA. NCBI's taxonomy places the organism in Eukaryota, Metazoa, Rotifera, Eurotatoria, Philodinida, Philodinidae. The record is from the annotation of a GenBank genome assembly.